Messenger RNA from Astyanax mexicanus (Mexican tetra), 6147 nucleotides. It is a transcript of the gene gabrg1, whose product is annotated as gamma-aminobutyric acid type A receptor subunit gamma1. Gene Ontology annotation, biological process: nervous system process; regulation of postsynaptic membrane potential; monoatomic ion transmembrane transport. Gene Ontology annotation, molecular function: benzodiazepine receptor activity; inhibitory extracellular ligand-gated monoatomic ion channel activity; transmitter-gated monoatomic ion channel activity involved in regulation of postsynaptic membrane potential. Gene Ontology annotation, cellular component: postsynapse; dendrite membrane; GABA-A receptor complex. The transcript is spliced from 9 exons. The record is from RefSeq and is a predicted model, not a curated record. Bases 507 to 1868 code for a protein of 453 amino acids. NCBI's taxonomy places the organism in Eukaryota, Metazoa, Chordata, Actinopteri, Characiformes, Acestrorhamphidae.
UGGAUGAAGGCUGAGAAAGAAGCAGCAGCAGCACCACGAUCAGCGGAAUCCCGCAUUCUCACACACACACACACACACACACACACACACACACACACACUCUUACAUUCUCUAUCUCUCUUUCUCUCACACACACACACUCUAACAUUCUCUCUCUCUCACACACACACAUAAACACUCUUACAUUCUCUCAAACAUAUUUUCUCUCUCUUUAUCUCUCUCACACACUCUUUCUCACAUUCUCUCUCUCUCUCUUUCUCACACACAUUCUCUCUCUCCCUCUCUAUCUCUCACUCUCUCUCGCGCUCCCCCUCUCCCUCCCUCUCUACCGUAUCUUCUCUCUGGACCUCAGACCCCAUAGGCUGCAUGUAGGCAGUCUCUUCUCCAGCUCCAGUCGGUGUCGUGUGGAGCUCAGCGCUGCUUCUCCCUCGCAGGAGCGGCUCUCCUCCCGGUGCUCGUCUCUAGAAGACCCCGCCGCUCACGGCUCCAGUCUGUCCGCUGUGGUCAUGCAGCUCCGCCCGAGGAGAGAGGCUCUGCUGUGGCUGCUGCCCGGGCUGCUGCGGCUCUGCAUGGCAUUUGGGCCCAGUAAAGCUGAGGAAGAAGAUUACGAGGAUGUUCCCAUAAAUAAAACUUGGGUUCUAUCACCAAAGGUUUAUGAGAGCGACGUCACCCUCAUUCUGAAUAAAUUACUGCAGGGAUAUGAUAACAAACUGCGGCCAGACAUUGGAGUGAAACCCACUUUAAUAGAUGCAGCAGUGUAUGUGAACAGCAUUGGUCCAGUGGAUCCCAUCAACAUGGAAUAUACUAUAGACAUCUUCUUUGCUCAGUCAUGGUAUGACAGCCGGCUACAGUUCAACAGCUCUAUGAAGGUGCUCAUGCUAAACAGCAAUAUGGUGGGAAAGAUCUGGAUUCCUGACACAUUUUUCCGCAACUCCCGUAAAUCUGACGCCCACUGGAUCACCACACCCAAUCGCCUCCUGCGUCUGUGGAGUAACGGACGGGUGAUGUACACUCUGAGGUUGACUAUUAAUGCGGAAUGCUACCUUAAGCUGCAUAACUUUCCUAUGGAUGAACAUUCGUGUCCUCUGGAAUUUUCGAGCUAUGGAUAUCCGAAGAAUGAGAUUGAAUACAAAUGGCACAGCCGUGCUGUUCAGGUAGCAGACCAGCGCUACUGGAGACUUUACCAGUUUGCCUUUGUAGGUCUGCAGAACACGACGGGCAUUGCUCAUACUCAGUCAGGGGACUAUGUUGUGAUGUCAAUUUUGUUUACCCUGAGCCGGAGGAUGGGCUACUUCACUAUUCAGACGUACAUCCCCUGCAGCAUGAUUGUAGUGUUGUCCUGGGUUUCCUUCUGGAUCAAUAAGGAUGCUGUUCCUGCCAGAACAUCUUUAGGUAUCACAACUGUUUUGACUAUGACAACCCUAAGCACCAUAUCCAGGAAGUCAUUGCCGAAGGUGUCAUAUGUGACAGCCAUGGAUCUGUUUGUGUCUGUGUGCUUCAUCUUCACAUUUGCUGCAUUAAUGGAGUACGGAACACUGCACUAUUUCACCAGCAAUCGGCAGAAUAAGAAGACCAAGACCAACAGUGCACCGAAAUCGAGCAUGGCGAACAUCAGGCCUGGGACGUCUCUGCUGCAGAUGAACAACAUCGCCCCCUACCAUGAUGACGAUGAUUAUGCCUACGAGUGUCUGGACGGGAAAGACUGUACCAGUUUUUUCUGUUGCUUUGAUGACUGUCGCUCAGGGGCGUGGCGUGAGAACAGAAUGCACGUUCACGUGUCGAAAAUUGAUUCCUACUCUCGAAUAUUCUUCCCAACUGCGUUCGGCCUCUUCAACCUCGUCUACUGGAUCGGGUAUCUGUACCUGUAAAAGUAGAGUUCAUUAGAGGGAUGGACUUGAGGUUUGAAAUGUAGGAGAUAUUUGGAAAUCAUUUGGAAAUUAUUUGUAAGUUCUCCACCCUCUUGAUACAGUACUCGACAUCACCAGUCCUCAGUGAGGGUGACUGGAUCAAAGCUGCAGGUGGAUGUUUUACAGGAGGAUGUGUUUUCAGCCUUUGGUGUUUUGUUAAAUAGGUUACAGGGUGAGAAUGUGUUUCUUGAGAAAAGACAGAGGAGGCACAUGUGACAUUUGAAAUUUAGAUUUUUGAUCCAUUACUAUGAUAGAACUUUCAUUAUAAAUUGCAAGGCACCUGAAACAUGUAUAAAAAUACCUGCCUCGCUUAGUGCCAAGCAAUCUUUAAAAGACCGAUGGCGCAACAAAGGCUAUAAUUUUUAAAUAGUCUUGUUUAUCACCUCCAGAGAACAGAUAAAACAUUUCCUCUUUCUAUUUUCUGCACCUUUUUCAGCUUCAGUAUUGCCAAGUAAACAGAGUUACUGCUUCUUUGAAUUUUGAAUCGAACAAAAAAUUACUAACAUCUGCCUGUCCACUAAUAAUAGCUAUUUAGUAGUUUUUAUUGUAAAGGCACAGCUAUAAUUACUUGUAUAUACACUAGUAUUUCAGCUUACUUGCGCCUUAACAAACCAAAGCAUACGUAGUUUAGAAUUUUGUGAAACAAAUUUUGAUGUUUCAAGGUUUGCCCUUAAGCCAUUUUCUUGGAAUUAGCUAAUAAUUACAGCCUACUCAACUUGAAAAUAUGGCUAAUGCUAACACUGUAAUAACUGACAUGGAAAGGCCUCUCAUGUCAUUGCACUAAUCAUUUAAACUUCAUAUAACUGGUAUAAUAAUUCAUAUACACUUGUUUCUUUAGUGUGGUGCAAUAACUUAAAGUGUAAAUCUCUGUCCUUUUGUUCGCAGCAGCUUUGCUCUCUGCAGGCGAAUCAUUUCAUGAGCGUCUCAUUCCUGUUAUCUCAUGACUCAUCAGCAUUCCUGUGGGUAAUGAAUUCAAAUAUUCCUCUGUGAAAGCAGAUCUUGUCUCUCACUGUCUCCUUCUCUCUCACCCAGCCCUGAAAACAUGUCAGAUACACUGAGACAAAAUGGUAAUGGGUUGAAUUUAUUUAAUUUAAAAUAUUUACAGUGGUGUGAAAAAGUGUUUGCUCCUUCAUGAUUUUUCUUUUUUUUUUUGCAUGUUUGUCACUCUUAAAUGUUUCAGAUAUUCAAACUAAUUUAAAUAUUAGUUAAAGACAACACAAGUAAACACAAAAUGCAGUUUUCAAAUGAGUUUUUUAUUAUUAAGGGAGAAAUCUACAAGGCCCUGUGUGAAAAAGUGUUUGCCCCCCAGUUCAAAAAUAACAUAUAAUUGUUGGUUAUCACACCUGAGUUCAAUUUCCAAUUUCUCACACCCAGACACACCCAGGCCUGGUUACUGCCAGACGUGUUCUCAAUCAAGAAAUCACUUGACAAAACCUGCCUGACCAAACGAAGUAGACCAAAAGAAGCUCAAAGGCUAGACAUCAUGCUGAUAUUCAAAGAAAUUCAUGAACAAAUGAAAAAAAAACGUAAAUGAGAUCUACCAGUCUUGAAGAGUUUAUUAAAAGACAUUUAUAUAGUUUUGGGCUUCAAAAGAACCACAGUAAGAGCCAUCAUGCACAAAUGGCAAAACAUGGAACAGUGCUGAAACUUCCCAGGAGUGGCUGGUCGACCAAUAUUACUCCAAGAGUGCAGCGACGACUAAUCCAAGAGGUCACAAAAGACCCCACAACAGUGUUUAUGACUCCACCAUAAGAAAGAAAAUAGGCAAUGUUCCAAAACACAGCAGCAAGUCUACCUCUAAAUGGCUAAAGAAAAACAAAGUAAAGACUAAGUCCUGACCUGUAUCCUAUUGAAAUGCUGUGGCCUGACCUUAAUAAUCCUCCAAUGUAGCAGAAUAACAACAAGAAGAGUGGGCCAAAAUUUCUUCAUAGUGCUGUGAAUGACUCACUGACUACCACAAAUGCUUGAUUGCAGUUGUUGCUGCUAAGGAUGGUCCAACCAGCACUUUUUUCACACAAGGUCAUGUAGAUUUUAACAUUUACGAGUGACAAACAUGCAAAAUAUUAAGAACCCACUUUUUCCCAUCACUGUAUAUCCUUUUCACAUGAAUAAAAUAAUAAAAGAUUACUAAAGCUGUGGCUGCAAUCUAAAACAUCCAAAGCAUAGAGGCUGCAAGCAAGGUAGUGCGGGACUUCUAAUACUAAGUAGUAGCCUAUUAGUCACACUUAUAUACCAGUCCAGUGAGACUUUGUGUUCGGGUCACAGACUUUCACGUGGUAUGUGUGCAGGGGAUUGUGGGUAACUCAGGGCUGAGAAGCACUGCUGUGUCAACAAAAUAGAUGUGAAAUUUGGCUGCAUAUUUAGACUGUAUACUUUGGAACAGCAUUUUAGUGCACACAGCUAAGAAGCCUAGGCAGCCUAAGCUUUGGGAUGCAGCUCCUGUGUUAUAUUGAUUAAGUAUAUUUUAUUAGUAUAUUCAUGUGAAAGUGAUGUAAAUAUAAAUUCAAUGCAUCACUUGUUCAAUCUAUUUAUACCAUCAGUUCCUUGUUAGCUUAUGACAAAGCCAUUGAUGCCUUUAUUAUGUACUUCAAAUUGAACUCUUAAUGUGGGCAAUUCUGCGUCUUUUUGUGUAUAAUCCCUGUUUAAGCUGUCUGUUAUAUGUGUAACAUUUAAAGCAUGAUUCAAUCUUAUUGCGUUACUGUGCUGUUCUGAUGUACUCACCAGUAGUCAUUUUCAGAAGCAGUGAGUGUGUAAGAGUGUGUUUGUGUAUGUGUGUGUAAAAAUGUGGAAGAGAGUGUGUAUGUUGUCUGCUAACACUAUUGUCAGAACGUUUCCUUAUUUUAGUAAUAAGCGUUAUUCGAACGGGAUUAGGUUUACUUGAGGAGGUGGGGUUAUAAUUCAUUAAUAUAGUAAUUAAUUAUUAUAGAAUUAUUCCAAACGUCCUUGGAAUAAUUUGUAAUAAUUUUGUCCAGUUCAAAUGUGAGAAGUAAUUAUUAUUUAUUCAGUGGUGAAAAACUUUACACAUUAUUUAACUUGUCAUAAUCUCCUAAUUUCAUGUUAUUAAUCAUGAUUGGCUGCAGCUGGUAGCUUUUCUCUGUGCCCACAUUUGCGCAAAGUACUUUUUACUGGACAGCAGUAAAGAUGUCAGACUUUUUUGUGCUAAAACGAGCAUAAUAUAAUAUUUUUCAUCUCCAACAUCAGCAAAAUUUUUACGCUUUUCUUAAACAGCUCAAGGAGGUAUUUUUUUCUGCAACAAUGCGUGGCACAGAUACCACGAGUUGUUUAAACCUGUGGUAAACUUUAGGUGUUAAAUGCAGAUGCAUAUGCGUUAUGAACAUGUAUGAACAUGUAGCUGCUAAUAUCCUGUCCAAUAACAGCGUAAUAAGUGCAUAAAUCGAGUAGCCACUCCCAUCUCAUUAAUGUAUACUAAGAUCAUUUAUGACGUGCAAAUAUUUUGCAGAAAAAUAAACAUAUGCAGGGUGUUUAUAUUAAACUAUACAAAUACAAAGCAAGGAAACAAAACAAACACAGGUAAAGUGAAUACAGAACUUAUCAGCAAAACAAAAAAUAACAUACAAACAUGAUCAAGGUUCAAACGUGACGACAUGCAGAGGAUAAAUCCAUGCACAAGACUCAAGAAGAAACAAACCAAACACAAGGACUGCUAUAUACUCAGACACAAACACAAAACACCUGAAAACACAGGACAACAAGGAGGGCGGGGCAACAAAUGAGAAACACAGACACCAGGACAAACAGGCUAUAUGUUUCAUCCCCAUGUUAAACUAAUCCCACCUGAUUCGGGCAAUAGUUUAUUUGUCUUGCUUACAGAAUUCUAUGUGGAAUAGUGUGUAUGGAGUGUGUAUGGUGUGUGUGUGUGAUAGAUAAAGCUCCAUCACAUAUCAUCACGUUGCAAUGUAGUCUCUAUUCUUGUGAUGCUUUUUGUAAACGAUGUAGAGAUCUGUGCUGUGUGUAGUAAGCCUGUACAAAUACAUCUGAAUCACAUGACACGUGUCAUCACUGUCACUGUCAGUGCUUAAUGAACAUUUAGCGCACCCUAUGCAGUACACAGAUUCUAAUAGCAAUGAGUAUGUAUAAAAUAAAGUCUAUUUCUACAGUAUAUUUAUAGGUGUAUAUAAAUAGAUGAUUAAGGCAUUAUGAAAAUGCACCACAAAUGAUAUUUGGAAAUUAAUGAUAAAAAUGUUGAAGCUGUUGCAUGUGAAUAAAGUGAGUAACAAAU